AUGAUGAUGAAGAUGCUCGAAGCCGGCGGAAUCCCCGUGCUGAUCGACGAAAUUCGCGAGGCCGACGAGGACAAUCCUCGCGGAUACUACGAGUUCGAACCGGUUAAGAAGACGAAGGAAGAUGCGAGUUGGGUGGCCGGCUCGAUGGGCAAGGUCGUAAAGAUGGUUCACCUGCUGCUGUUGGACCUCCCGCUGGACCACGAAUACCGCGUCGUGUUCAUGCGACGUCACCUCGAUGAGGUGGUUCGCUCGCAGAACGUGAUGCUGCAGCGAAAAGGGGAGAACACCGACGAUCUGCCGGCAGAGCAAAUUAAGAAGCUCUACAUUUCACAGAUCGAGAAGGUGCAGGCCUACGUCGAUAAGCAUGCCGACAACUUCAAAUUGAUCGAGGUGCAAUACAACGAAGUGCUGGAGAACCCCGAUCCGAGCAUCGCGGAACUCGAGGCCUUCUUGGGCAAUCUCGACACGGCGGCCAUGAAGGCGGUGGUCGAGCCUUCGCUGUCUAUCUGUGCGACACUCAUUCCGCCCUUGGGCUGGAGGAUUCCGCUGAGUCAACGUCGCGUGUUCCAUAUUGGAAUGCUGACCGUCGCUGCACUGGUAUUGCUCCGGAUCGGCAUCGGUUGGCACUUCUUGUACGAGGGUCUGUGGAAGGCGCAGGCCGUGCCGACCUUCAGCUCCGAACCGUUCUGGCGGGCGGCCAAAGGUCCGUUGGCUCCGCUGUACCACGAGUUCAUGCUGCCCGACUUGUUUGGCGAGGAGCGGCUUGAUUUCGAUACGAUGGCAGGCCGUUGGAAGUCGCUUCAUGAGAAAUUCGAGGCCACUUAUAAGCUGAGCCCCGAGCAGCAGGCUGCCGCCGAAAAAGCACUGAAACUGCGCACGCAACAGCUCAAAGACUUUUUGGACUCUUCUCUCGAGGUUUACUCGACCACCAACGCGGAUGGCGAGAAGGUCGAGGGGAUUGUCUAUUUUGCCGACUUGGCGAAGCUCCGGCGGGCCCAGGAUAACGAAGAGAUUCAAGAAGUUCCCUACGGACGGGAGCGGACUUGGGACAAACAGCGGGAAUUGAUGACCCAGUCGACCCCCUGGAUUGCCCAGGUCGAGUCGAUUGAGGACAGCUACUUCAACGACCUGCGGUCUCUGCUGGAUUCCAGCCAGCGAGCCCGCGGAGACUGGAACGAACAACCGAACCUGUUGGCCCGUAUGGACAUGGUUGUUAUUUGGUUCAAUAUCGCCGUCGGGGCAUGCCUGAUUGUUGGUUUAUUCACCCGGCUGGCUGCGUUCAGCGGGGCGAUUUUUCUGAUUACGAUUAUUGGAGCGCAGCCCGAGUGGCCCACGAUUUACCCACCUGCGCCCCCCACCUCGGGGCAUGCCCUGCUGGUGAACAAAGAAUUUGUGGAAAUGUUAGCCAUGUUCGCCCUGGCCAAAGCGAUGCAACUGACGCCUGAAGAACGCGCUGUCGGUAAAGAAAACUUCUAUCGUGUCGUGGGUGACAAACUCACGCGGCGCGAGUUCCUCGAAGGCAGCCUCGCCGCGGGCGUGGUUUCGGGCGCGGGCCUGGGCUCGUUCUACUUCAGCUACGGCCGAGAAGUGGGUAACCCGAUCCGCGUGGGUGUGAUUGGCACCGGCGACGAGGGAAGUGUCCUGAUGGGCGCUCACACACCCGAUUACGUCGAGAUCAAGGCGAUUGCCGACAUCAGACCUUACAACAUUCACCGUGCAUUCCACGGUGAUCAGUCGAGCCCCAGCGCAUUGGCAGCUCGCCCCGGUUUGAUGUCCAAGUAUGGCUGGUCUUCUGAGAGCGAAGCCAAAAAGCACGUCAAAGUUUACGACCAAGACUAUCACGACUUGCUGGCCGACGAAGAUAUCGAAGCAGUGAUCAUCGCGCUGCCGCUCUUCCUGCAUGCACCUGUCGCCAUCGAAGCGAUGCAGUCGGGUAAGCACGUGCUGACCGAAAAGCUGAUGGCCCACAGCGUGCAUGAGUGCAAGGAAAUGGGUCGUGUCGCCCAACAGACCGGCUUGCACCUGGCCACCGGGCACCAACGCCACUACAGCAUUCUGUAUGACAACGCGGUCGACACCAUUCGCCGCGGGCUUAUCGGCAAGAUUCACCACAUUCGGGCCCAAUGGCACCGAGGCAAUCUGCCGGGCAAAGAUAGCUGGGCGGUGAAGUUGCCCGAUACGCUGAAGAAAGAACUUACAGACAUCAACAACAAGCUCGAGCGCGAGACCUCGGGAAGUCGCUUCGAUGCUUUGACGAAGCGUCGUGAGCUACUGGAACUGCAACUGCUCGACGCCUCGGUCGAUGCCGCUUCGCACGGCUAUGAAGAACGAACCCUGUCCGACGGUCGGGUACGCUCGCCACUGGAAGAGUUGCUUCGUUGGCGACUGUGGGACCGCACUGGCGGUGGGCUGAUGGCCGAACUGGGAAGCCACCAACUCGACGCCGCAGGCAUCUUUAUCUCCUCGAUGGAUCCCGACGGCAACAAGGUUCAUCCACUUACCGUCACCGGGGUCGGCGGACGGCACUUGUUCCCGCCCGACCGCGAUUGCGAUGACCACGUUUACUGCAACUAUGAAUACCCCACGCCGGGCUACGUUGCCGGAGGCACCGAGGAAGAGCAAAACAACAAGUGCGUUGUUUCUUACUCCUCGAUCAAUGGAAACGGCUACGGCGGGUAUGGCGAAGUUGUGCUGGGCACCGAGGGCACGCUGAUUCUCGAACGCGAGAAAGAAGCCCUGCUAUUCAAGACUUCGGCCACUUCGACCAAGGUGAAGGUGGCUGACGGCCCGGCACUCGACUCGUACGAGACGGGCGGUGGUGCCAGUGCUUCGACCAACGUGGGCGAACGAGCCCUCGGUGGCGAGAUCAGCCGUGGCUACACGGAAGAAAUCGAACACUGGGCCUGGUGCAUCCGCAAUCCCGACCCUGAAAAUCGUCCUCGCUGUCACCCGAAGGUCGCGCUGGCCGAUGCUGUGAUCGCCUUGACGACCAACAUGGCUAUCGCCCAGCGGAAGCAAAUCGAAUUCAAGCCGGAGUGGUUCGAUAUCGAUAGCGACGAAACGCCCGAGGGUGUUGCUCCGUCUGUGAAGGCGUAG
Messenger RNA from Cladocopium goreaui, 3096 nucleotides. Lineage: Eukaryota; Dinophyceae; Suessiales; Symbiodiniaceae. The record is from the annotation of a GenBank genome assembly.